GCAUGAUGCUUGUUCUCGGGUGAUAAGGUCAUCUGAUUUAAGUCUCCACUGUCACAAUGGCACAUUUUAUCAAGAUUCAAAAGUUGAUAGCAAGGAACUCGACAGCCGUCGGAUUAAUUUUGUACAUUAUUGGAUUGUUAUGGUUUUGCUUGCUUUCUCAAGAAGAACUGAAUCACGGGACCUACUUAAGCGAAAAUGCGCUUUUGGUCGGUCAAGUAGCUGAGGAGUUCAGUGAUAACAGUUUGAUUCAAAGGUACGAGAAAGAGUUGCAACAUGUUUUCGCAAAAAAUGAUUUGUCCGUUUUGCAUGGUUGGCUGAAAUCAGAACUGAUGAGAAUUGGACUUGAGGUCUAUGACCAAAAUUUUACCUUUUCACACGACUUACUAUAUCCUUUGGAGCACGUCACCGGAACAAAUUUAUAUGCCAUAAUGAGGUCUCCAAGUGCAGGACGCACAGAGGCUCUCCUCAUAACUGUUCCAUUGAGAACCGAGUGCUCUGACACCACCAUACCUUGUUUAUCGGCUAGUUUGAGUUUGCUGCUGUCAUUAAUGGGACUUUUUCGACGACAAAUUUACUGGGCAAAGGAUAUUGUAAUUGUUUUCCCCGAUUCCGAUUACGUUGGUUUAACGGCCUGGCUGGAAGCAUAUCAUGGAUCCGACAGUUCAGAAUAUCUUUCGUGGUCUGAACUGCAGGGUCGUAGCGGUGCCAUCCAGGCUGGAUUGAAUUUAGAGUUUUCUCAUUUCGAUGCUGGCUCAGUUGACAUUCUGUCGGAGGGGAAGAACGGGCUAUUGGCCAAUCUUGAUUUAGUGAAUACCGUUGUCCGGCUUGCUCAUAAGCUCAACAUUGAGCCUGUGGUGAAUGGCCAGGUAUACACUAACAUCCGCGAUUUCACAAUGCUUCGAUGGCAGGACGCUCUGGGUUUACUGCACGCUGUUUGGACUCAGUCAUCCGGAUCACCAACUGGACUCCAUGGAUUGCCGAUCGGAUACCAGAUACCAGCCGUGACCAUCCGUGGACCCUCGAGAGCUCACCACUCUGCUGCACAUAUGAAAAAUGGCGCUCACUUAGGCAAGUUGAUUGAAGGUAUUCUUCGCUCGCUGAACAAUCUACAAGAACGAAUGCAUCAGUCGUUCUGGUAUUACUUGUUACCUAAUCCCAUGCGAUACGUCUCCAUUGGAGUCUACAUGCCUCCGGUGCUUAUCCUUAUCGGCAGUUUACUACUGAAAGUCAUUAGCUUUUGGUGGAUUCCCGACUCUGAACCGAAUCCCGCGGAACCUAAGCAAGAGACGGAUCAAUUAUCCGAGAGUGGUAUUAGUACUACUAACCCCGAUCCAGAUCAACUAGUUCGAAAACGAAAGCAUUCACCUGAACGCAACCAUUCCACUGAUUCUCCUAGUGCACCCGAUUCCCCGACGCUACCGCAACCACAGCUCGUGAAGUACGCCGCUGACGAGAUCCCACCGAUUCUCAGCCAUCUAGCUAUCUGGAUUGUGGUCUCAUUUGCCAGUGGCCUUUGUCUUCAUGGAUCUCCAGACCUCAUUUUCACCGUCUACAAGCACCCAGAAUGGCAGUCGAUUCAACACUGGCUUGGCAUCCAACCAUGGACUAGUGAUUUCCUAGCAGCUGGUAUUCUGCUCCUAUUCGUCGCGCUCGCUCUGUUGGCACCAAUCUUGAGCGCAUUUCUCCAGUGGUGCUGCUUCGUCUCACCCAUACAAUCUAACUCCGCCUGGUCAACCUCCAUCCUUCUGGUCACCUGGACAUUGUUUUUGGCCUGUGCUGCGUGUCUAAAUGUGUCAGCGAGUCUGUUCCUGAGUGUGGUGGUUGUACCGUUGCUUCUACUGUUCGUUCACGGUUCGCGGAAUUCCAAGGCUAGAAUUUUUGCGGAAAAGUUUUUUGGUGUUUACUUCGGAAUAGCGUGAAAACGUGAAGAUGUAACAAUGGCGACAGGCAGGCACGAAAAUGUCACAAACUUUUCCGCCGAACACUCUCAAAAUCUGCUUCUUCAGCAACAAUCCCAGAUGGAAGCAUAAAUGAAACUGAUUGAAAGUUUAACGCAGCGCUUGAAGGUACAGUCAAACGGAGCAGCUGCACGUUACACGCAGUCUGUUUCACUUGAUCUUCUUACGAAUACUGUCACUGGAUUUCAUUAUGAUACUUAUUCCGAAAGCACUUUCGAGGCAUGGUUCAAACGCUGGGAGGAUAUGUUCCGGACGGAUUUCAGCCGUCAAGAUGAUUCAUGGAAAGUGCGUCUUUUGCUCCGCAAGCUCGGUACUAAUGAACAUACAAGAUUCGUUGACCACAUCCUGUCCAAACGGCCGAAGGAUAUCACUUUCAAUGAAACAGUGGCAACACUCAAAGUAAUUUUUAAGUACUAUCAGGCCUUUUCGGUUUUUGCUGGCUGAUCGUAUCACCCCCGGUUCUCCUGGCUCUCAGUUGCCUGGCACGAUUGCACUAUUUCGAGCGUGGGUCUCAAACGUCAUUGGCAACCUCAGUGAAGAUAUGGGAUGAUAUGGCACGCACCGUGACACAGCUGCUCAUCGAAGCGAAUCUCUUCGGAUGUUGGACUUGGCACGUUUUCACCGCCGGGUUCACAUCCUUGUGGAUGCUUACGUGGAUCAACUUGUGGUGUUGUUGAAGCCAGCUACUGUGUCUUUUAUUGUAUGUCUCUUUCACUUAACUCCUCGUGCAUCAUUGUACUUUUGUAUACACAAUCCAUUCUUUACGGAUGCCG
Messenger RNA from Dicrocoelium dendriticum, 2731 nucleotides. The record is from the annotation of a GenBank genome assembly. Lineage: Eukaryota; Metazoa; Platyhelminthes; Trematoda; Plagiorchiida; Dicrocoeliidae.